Messenger RNA from Pocillopora meandrina, 313 nucleotides. The record is from the annotation of a GenBank genome assembly. Lineage: Eukaryota; Metazoa; Cnidaria; Anthozoa; Scleractinia; Pocilloporidae.
AUCGAUAUAUUUGACAACGCUAUUGUUUUAAUCCCAGUGCAUCUCCCUGGAAAUUGGGCACUUGGGGUAUUCUACCAAAGAUGUCUAUUCACUGAUAAAUUUUUUGUGAAAUACUUUAUAUUUAAACGUUUCUUAUAUUGCAUCAUUUCACUUUUCAAAUACAUUUGACAUUGGACAUAAGAAAGAAAAACAAUAUAAAAGUUCAAUUAAUUUCUUUUUUCAGGUCGUGGAUGUCAUUCGAAAAGUGAUAUCAUGUUGGGAUUCUUUAAAACAGUGUGCUCCUCCCACCAAGUUCUUUGAGAACAUUAGGUAA